AUGCUUUCAAGCAACUUGCCAAAUUUCCCAGACGAGGUAACCGUCCAAAUAUGCCGUCACCUACACUGGGGAGACGCAUUGUCACUUGCCCGACUUGACAACACCAUCUCACAAACAUGGAAGCGAGUCGCACAGGAACCAUUCAUGUGGCCGACGGAUUUCCACUUCGACGGAAAUCAUCUAGAAGAAAUGCACGAAAUCCUUCAACUCGGCGGAAGACACUUCCAAUCACUCAAGUUUACGACCCAACGAGAUGUGAACACCAAACGAUUGCUCAAGACCAUCAGUAAACGCGCUUGUAACGCCGUAAGCUUGUUUUUCGAGAAGUGGUCUUGCGAAGGCACGGUUGCAGAGGACUGGGAGCAAAUGAUCUCCAAGUUGCCACGAUUAACAAGUUUACGCUUCCUGAAAACCGUCAUAGAUCCUCACGUUGUACUGAGACUCACACAGGCGAACAUCACUGGCCUUCAGAUAUCAUUCCAGCGGGAAAUCUGGGGUCCCAAGGAACCCCUGUUCUUUCAGGAACUCUUAUCCCGGUCGUCUGCGUCCACCUUGACGUACCUGGAUAUUUCGGGCACCAAAAUGGAUCCCAGUCGAUACAGGAACCUUCUGGUGAAUCUCGGCCCGCAGUUGAAAGGUAUAAAUCUCCUUGCGGAUGAAGGCAUUGCCGAGAUGGUGGAACAGUGGCAGUGUGAAAACCUCAGAAGCUUCGGCAUUCAGUUUACCGUGACAGUCGAAGUGACUAGAGCUCCGUUUCUUCUUGCUUCCAUUUUGCGUAAAAUGAGCGUUCUGAAAACCCUGAAACUCUCCGGACAUUUAUCUUGCUUAGCUCUGAACUGCGCCACAAGGGUAUGGGUCCAAAUCAAAGAGCUACUCAGGAAGAACCUUACAGACUUGAGAAUCGUCACGUCGUCUUUCGGCCGAGAAAAGACUGGAAGUAUCCCAAGGGAUGUGAUUGAAGCUAUGGACAAGCUUCGCGUUCUCUGCUUGCAAUAUCCCAUCGAUGAUUACACCUUGAAAGCGAUUCUGCAAUGCGCGAGGAGUUCACGCACGAUUUCCAUCCGAACUAGUCAGUAUUCGGACGGACACUAUAUGGAUUCUUCAGACGAGCGACCGAGUCCAUUUGAACUUUUCGUGAAAGGUGAACGAUAUCCCACUGAGAAGCAACUUGCGCAGUUGAGAGACUCCGAUUUCACUUGGGUUUGGGAGACUCAAAAUGCCGCGAAGCAACUCGUUCAAUUCCAAAAUCCAUCACAACACAGCAGGCCUGAUCUCUGCAAUCGUAUGCGUUCUCUGAUCUCGGAUUUCCCGUUCGAAAACUUGGAUGAAUAA
This is a messenger RNA of Notodromas monacha, 1332 nucleotides long. The record is from the annotation of a GenBank genome assembly. Lineage: Eukaryota; Metazoa; Arthropoda; Ostracoda; Podocopida; Cyprididae.